Messenger RNA from Tyto alba (common barn owl), 1780 nucleotides. It is a transcript of the gene RNF215, whose product is annotated as ring finger protein 215. Gene Ontology annotation, molecular function: ubiquitin protein ligase activity. The transcript is spliced from 10 exons. NCBI's taxonomy places the organism in Eukaryota, Metazoa, Chordata, Aves, Strigiformes, Tytonidae. The coding region runs from base 1 to 1122 and encodes 373 amino acids. Gene Ontology annotation, biological process: ubiquitin-dependent protein catabolic process. The record is from RefSeq and is a predicted model, not a curated record.
AUGGCGGCGGUGCGGGCCGCGCUGCUGGCGCCGCUGCUGGCGCUGUGCCGGGCCGGGCCGGGAGCGGGAAUGGGACCGGGACCGGGACCGGGACCGGGACCGGGGCUGGCGCCCGCCGCCCGCGUCGAGGUGGCGGUGGCCGGUUCCGGGCCGGGGGAUGGGGCCGGGAGCGGGGCGGGGCAGGCCGCGGGGCCCGGCGGCUCCUACACGCUGCGCGGUGCCGUGCUGGGCGGCCCGGGCCGGGGGGGGCGGCGGGGGGAGGAGGAGGGGGAGAUCCGCGGCCGCCUGCUGCUGGUGGGAGACGCGGAGCCCGAGCUGGGCGCUGCCGACAGCUGGAUCGGUGUGGUGCCUGUGGGCGAGGAGCCGGCCGAGGCCCCACGUGGCCCCAAGGAGGAAUCCUUCACCGCUGCCGUCGUCAGCAAGAUGAAGCGAGCCCUGGUGCUGGGGGCGUCAGCCCUGCUCAUCCUGGCGCUGAACCAGAACGCCAUCCGGGAGCUGGAUGUUUCCCAGCUUCUCGCCAAGCCUGUGAUCGUGAUCCAGUCCUCGGACAACGUCACCAAGCUGCUGGGAGCGCUGCUGCGGGGGCUCCGGGCGACGGCAAAGAUCACGUACCAGGCGGUGCUGCUGGAGAACCUGGGAGUGACCCUCACCCUGUGGUCAACCUGCGGCCUCUCCCGUGGGGGCCUCUACGGGGAGUGGCAGGGGGUCAUCUGCACGGGGGAGAACAGCUCGCAGGUCCAGAAAUACCUCCAGCAGCUGUGGAACACCAUCCUGCUGAUCGCCCUGCUGCUCUGCACCGGGGUGAUCGUGCAGGCGCAGCGGCAGUCGCGGCAAGACCCGUCGGAGCAGGAUGCCGAGCUGGACCUGAAGCAGCACAUUCGGCGGCGGCUGUUGGCGCUGAAAACCCGGCGGUACCAUCCCGGCAAACCGCCCCGGAGCCGGGCCUGCGAGAUCGACAGCUGCGCCGUCUGCUUGGACCAGUUCCACAAGAGCCAGUGGCUGCGGGUCCUGCCCUGCUCCCACGAAUUUCACCGCGACUGCGUGGACCCCUGGCUCCUCCUGCAGCAGACCUGCCCUCUCUGCAAGCGCAACAUCCUGGGGAACUGCUGCACGGAGAGCUAGCCGGCCUGACAGAUGCAGACCCAUCGCCGCUGCGGGGGGAGGGAGGGGGGCAGGGGGUGCUCGACAAGCAGCGCUCGCUGCCGGAUCGGGUUCGGCGCGGCUGUGCCCAUCACAGCACCCAACUGCGCAGAGAGUGAAGGACCUCGGGGGUCUCCCUGCCGGGUGGGAGUAGAGGGGUGGGGGGGUCCAGACAGCCAGUGCUGGGGGGCUGGGGGAAGCUGCUGGGGCACCCCUGGGUGUAACGGGGUGGGGGCACAGGCUGAGAGUGCCCUGGCCCAGCUGCACUUUCCCCGCUCACAGUAACUUUUCUAAGUCUCUCUUUUUUUUUUUCUUCCGUUUGCCAGUGGCCAUGGGCAGAGCCUGACAGGGCGUGAGCCCCUCUGCACCGCGGGGGCCGGGGGUGUCAGAUCUGCCAGGGCUGCUGGGCAAUCCACCACCUCACUGCGGGAGGGCAGGGGGGUUGAACACUUUAUUUAUACUAACUUAUUAGAACGGAUGGCACGAGUUGGCUGCAGAGAGCAAACACAGGGCUCGUUUGACUGAACACGGGCGUGCCGCGGUGGCCGGGAACAUCCCGAGCCCUGACUGGCUCCUCUUCCAGAGGCUGCUGGGCUGCAGCAUCGCACGUGUCUGUCUAUUAAAUACAGAGCAAGGACAA